Peniophora sp. CBMAI 1063 is the source of this 309-nucleotide messenger RNA. NCBI's taxonomy places the organism in Eukaryota, Fungi, Basidiomycota, Agaricomycetes, Russulales, Peniophoraceae. The record is from the annotation of a GenBank genome assembly.
AUGCACAGCGCAGGUCCAGACAAGAGCAUGUUUGUUCAGAGCAGUGGACCAAGGCGCGCUGCCUCCGGCCGAGAGCGCCACGUCCUCCUUCGUCACUGGUCAAUUGAUCUGAGGGCGCGCAGGGAAAAUGAGCAGUGUUCCGCACCGCGUGGGCAAAUAGAGUAUAUAGGCGGGAAAUGCGAUGUAAUGGGGGCAUUGGUUUCGAGACUGGUCACAUUCGCACUGCGUGCAAGGUGUGGAGUGUACGACUCGUCGGCCAGUAUAGCAGGAGGCGUGUCCGACGCAGUGACCAGUCAAUUUCUUCAAUGA